AUGGGCAUUGAAUUCGAAAACUGCUACCCCUCCCUUUUCGCGGAUAUUUCCAAGCAAUUACGCGUUGAUUUGGCUGAUCACAAGACAAUUACGCUGGUGAUUCAGGAUUUUAGCGAAAACCUCUUUGCAGCAAAGAAAAUUAACUGGUUUGUGAUUAUAAGUCUUAUUUGCUUUGCUGCCUCGGUAGCAUCUGACUUGGCGAAAAAUGGUCAUUCGGAAUUGAUCAAUACUAUCCCAAAAACUGUGGUGAAAGAAGGAAUGAAAGCAAAUGCGAUAAGUUGGAUUCAAGCGCGCGGCGGCUGGUCUGGAAUUAUGGAAUACAUCAAAAACGACGAGAUUGAACGAAUGAAGAGGAAGAACAAAUUGAGCCACAUUGUCGAGGAAAACUGCGAUGAGGAGACGGAAUCGGACAAUUUGAACUACCAGCCGUAUUUUGAAGUGAUGCGAGGAUUGGACGUCAUCUGGCAGCUGCCGCUCAAGAUUCGACUUUGCAUGCUUUUUAUUUUUAUUGUUCUGCUCUUUUUGAUUAAAUGA
Messenger RNA from Oikopleura dioica, 534 nucleotides. The record is from the annotation of a GenBank genome assembly. NCBI's taxonomy places the organism in Eukaryota, Metazoa, Chordata, Appendicularia, Copelata, Oikopleuridae.